CCUACGUCCUGUGAAGCCUUUUUGUUCUCUUUUUAAGAACUACAAGAUGUUCGAUGACAUUGUAUCCUUCGAUACUACCUACUCAACAAACAGGUAUUACAUGGUGUUUGGGCCAUUCACUGGAAAAGACAACCACGGAUGCCCUGUUACGUUUGGUGCCGGAUUCGUGUCAAAUGAGGGAGCUGACGCAUUUUCUUGGUUGCUCAGUGAGUUUGUCGAUUGUAUGGGUUUUGCGCCUAAGUUGAUAAUUACCGACCAGGAUUGGGGGAUGAAACUUGCUAUAGAACGAGUUCUAACUAGUACCUGGCAUCGUUGGUGCAUGUGGCACAUAAUGAUGAAGCUUCCUGAAAAGGUUCCCAAAAGAAUACUUGCUAACGAAGAGUUGAAGAAGGAUUUUGACUCUUGUAUAUGGUCUGAAUUGUUGGAGCCAGAGGAAUUUGAAGAAACUUGGUUGACCAUUGUGGACCAACAUGGUUUACAAAAUGAAUCUUGGUUCACUACCAUGUUCACACAACGAGAGUAUUGGAUUCCAGCAUAUUUUAGGGAUUUCCCAAUGGGGUCGUUGUUGAAGACAACAUCAUUCUCUGAGUCCGUGAACAGCUUUUUCAAAAGGUACACAAAACCACAUUUUAAUCUCGCUGACUUUGUGAUGCACUACAAUAGCGCGUUAGAUGCUCAGCGUAACAUAACUGAAAGGCUCGAUUUCUCUGAUGCUUCAAAAGUCCCCAUCCUGUGAACAAAGCUUUUAUUUGAGAAACACGCACGGCUAUGUAUACAGAUCACAUCUUUCAGCAAGUUCAAGAUGAGAUCGUCGAGGCUCAUCGUCGUUGCAGAAUGUCUCACUUUGAGAUGGAGGACAAUACUGAGAUUUACACAAUAAUGGACAGCCAUCGAAACAAAGGUGUCAUCCGUCAUGAAGUUGGCACCGAAUCGUACCACUGCGAUUGCAAGUUGUUUCUGCGGCGUGGAAUAUUAUGUUCCCUCAUUUUUUGGUUGUUCAAAAACCAUGACGUGAAAGAAAUGUCAGGAACAUAUAUUGGUACAAGGUGGUUGAAGACGCCUUUGUUGAAAUCAGUACACAAUGAUCCGAGUGAGGAGGCAUCGACAUCUGCAGAUUCCCAAGUCGAUGAUAAACGUGUUGUAGCAACCAAACUACAUUCGUUGUACUUUCGUUUAUUUCAACGAGCACAGAGCAAUGGCGGCGACAUUUUUGCAUUAUUCGAUGGAAUGGAAGAAUUAAGUCAUAAACUCGUCGGUGAUACAGUACCUUCCGUGUCUUCCAUGGGUAAAUCACAGAGGAGUGAGAACCUGUAUGGGUUAGCUCGACCAAACGUUGUUAGCGUGCACCCUCCUAAUGUAGUGAGUACAAAGGGAUCCGGCAGCACUUCUGGAAGAAGAAUUCAAUCAUCAGUAGAGAAGGCUAUCAUACUACACAACAAACCUAAGAGGCGAUGUGCAAAGUGUCGAGAAAUGGGUCAUCACGAUGCAAUGAAUUGUGACAGGGAGAAAGGAAAGUCCAAUAUGUAGCUUUAGUGGAUUUGCUGUUCAUUUGUUAUUUGGUUUGUAUGAUUAAUCUGCAUUUUUUAUAACAAUAGUGCAUUUUUAUGUAACCCAUUUUUUCAGAAUUGAA
This is a messenger RNA of Salvia splendens (bonfire salvia), 1630 nucleotides long. Its product is annotated as protein FAR1-RELATED SEQUENCE 5. Gene Ontology annotation, molecular function: DNA binding; transposase activity. Bases 769 to 1527 code for a protein of 252 amino acids. The record is from RefSeq and is a predicted model, not a curated record. NCBI's taxonomy places the organism in Eukaryota, Viridiplantae, Streptophyta, Magnoliopsida, Lamiales, Lamiaceae. Gene Ontology annotation, biological process: DNA transposition. The transcript has 3 exons.